AGAAAACUCGGAAUCUCGCCAUGAUCUUCACCCAGAAGAAGAAUACUCAACUCGCAAGUUGCUGUUGUUCUGCGCGGUCUCGAGUUUCCAGCUGUGAUCGCUCCGCCAGUACAUGAAUUAGCACCGAGCUACAGGGCCACUCCGUACUGUCCACCAAUCCACAAUCACGCCAAAGCCCAACCCUCCCCCAGAGACGUACCACAUUGUAUAACAAUGACAAGCACAACAGCUCAGCAGCAACAACAACAACAACAGGAGGCUACAACCUUCCGACAACCCCCCUACAACCCCAUCAUCAACGCUGCAAACGCCCGCCCCGUGCUAGCAAACGAACAACCCCCGACAAACCCGCACAUCUUCCUCGCCCGCCCCUGGUUCGGCGCCCUCCUCUUCGAGAACGUCACCUCGGACGCGCGCGAUCACUGCGCCAACGAACGCACCUUCCUCUCGUGGCUCCGCCUGGCCAUGUACCUGGGCGUCGUCGCCAUCGCGAUCAUCAUCUCGUUUCACUUCCAGACGCCGCCCACGGGGCUCGAGCGCCGCAUGGCCCUGCCGCUGGGGAUUGUGUUCUGGCUGCUCAGCCUGACAUGUCUCGUCACGGGAUUCGCGAACUACAUCCGCACGGUGCGCAAGUACAGCCAGCAGGCGGCGCUCGUGCAGAGCGGGUGGAAGACCCAGGUUAUGUUCACCGUCGUGGGUACGGUGAUCCUCGCGAGUUGUGUUCUGUUUCUGGCGACGGACGCGAAGACGCGGUCUAGGUGAUUUGCUCCCAGCCUGCUGGGCGCAGAGCCUUGCGGGUAUGCCGUGGAUCAUGGGGAAAGGGGAU
This is a messenger RNA of Aspergillus saccharolyticus JOP 1030-1, 826 nucleotides long. RefSeq names its product DUF202 domain-containing protein. NCBI's taxonomy places the organism in Eukaryota, Fungi, Ascomycota, Eurotiomycetes, Eurotiales, Aspergillaceae. The transcript has 2 exons. The record is from RefSeq and is a predicted model, not a curated record. The coding region runs from base 214 to 762 and encodes 182 amino acids.